CUGCUGCUUGUUGGCACGCACACCAGUUAACCUAUUGCUUCUACGAUUCCUAGGUUUUUAAUCACCAUGGGGUUUUUCAAUCUCCCACAGCUACGUUACCGCAGCCCAUGGGUCCAGAAUAUGAUCAGUGGCGUCUGCGUCGGCGCAUCAGCUGGCAUGUACAUCGCCCUCAACCUGCUGGGUGCUGGCGGCGGACGACCCGACUCGGCCCAGGUCGUCCAAGUCGUCAACGCCACGCUCUGCUCAGUAUGGUUCUUCUCGUCUUCUUUUGGGGGCAGCAUCCUGAACAAGCUCGGUCCCGGUAUCACGAUGUGCAUUGGCGUCCAAACGUACGUCGUCUACGUCGGAUCGCUCUGGUACUACGACGAGACAGGCCAGAAGGGGUACCCGUACGCGGCCGGACCUAUAAUCGGAAUCGGGGCCGGAAUGGUCUUCAUCACCGCAGGCUACAUCUCAACUGCGUAUCCUGAGGAGCGAGAAAAAGGCUCCUUUGCUACCAAUCUAAUGAACAUGCAGGCGCUGGGUUCUGUGAUUGGGGGCAUCAUCCCUGUCAUUAUCAAUAGGAACUCCGCCACUGUCGCCGGCGUCCCUCGGUCGGUCUACAUCGCCUUUAUCGUGAUCAUGAUCCUCGGUGGACUCUGCGGCCUAUUGCUGCUUCGGCCUCAGGAACUCAGACGAGAUGACGGGUCAGUGGUUGCCGUCCACCCUGCCCGGGGUGCUUGGGAGGAGUUGAAGUCCAAUGUGAUGGUCUUCACGGAUCCGGUGCUGCUGAUCAUGGUUCCAGCUUUCUUCCCAUCCGAGGGGUUCCUGGUUUACAGCGGCUCGGUCAAUGCACACCUGAACAACCUCAGGACGCGGUCUUUACUAUCUUUCGUGGCUGUUUGCUUUCAGAUCCCAGCUGGUUGGGCUUUAAGAUCUAUUCUGGAUCAUGAGGCCUGGGGCCGGCGAAAGCGUGGGUUGGUCGGAUUGACAGCUGUUUCCGUGCCUCUUGUGGCUGCCUGGAUCUGGGAGAUGAUCCGUACUCGUGACUACAGCAGGAACGCGCCCCCUGCGGACCCAACCGACUGGGAUGAGCCGAGGUUUGGCUGGAUUUUCAUCUUGUUCAUGCUCAACUGGGUAUUUUCUCAACUUUGGCAUAACAUUGUUUACUACUGGAUUGGCGCCAUAACAAACUCACCGCAAAAGCUUACGCACUACGUUGGCGUGUUUCGUGGUGUUCUCGGUGCUGGUGAAGCGAUUUGCUUUGGCCUUGACUCGAUCAAGAUUCCAUUUAUUGCCGAGGCAGGGGGCAUUCUGCUGUUCUAUGUGAUGGGAAUUGCCAGCUUUUACUACCUUGGAAUUUACCAUAUCAAGGAUACGAAUUAUGACCACAGGGAGGAAGGCGCGGUAGUACCUAAUCACAUUUUGGAAGACAUGCAUCUUGUAGAUGGGUCAAGUGCGCAGGAGGCUGCGGAGAGAGAUGGGAGUGUGGUGCAGGAGAAUGGCGUUGGCUCAGAGAAAGGAAAUCUCUAA
Molecule: messenger RNA, 1512 nt
Organism: Diaporthe batatas
Lineage: Eukaryota; Fungi; Ascomycota; Sordariomycetes; Diaporthales; Diaporthaceae
Exons: 4
Coding region: 67-1512 (481 amino acids)
Source: RefSeq, a predicted model, not a curated record